AUGUCACUUUUUGAACAUUGGUUUAUACUUACUCCAAACGAGUUACAGUUUUUCACAAGUGAUCCAGAGGGUUGUUUAUCGUCGGGUGGGAUUUCCAGUAUCAGUGUAGGACAUGACGCUAAAGCUAAUUCAGUCUAUGCUGAUUUAAAUUCUAUUUGGAAUGUAGAUAAUCAAGCAAGUGAAUUGUGUGUAUGUAACAUUGAAACAAUAAUGGGUAUCUCUGAUAGUUCCCAGCACAUGCUAACACCUCAGCCUUGUCGUCAAUUAACAGAACUCAUCUUUACAAUAUUCUGCCGAUUAUAUGAGGAGGCGGACCCAGUGUUAUAUGAGAUAGUUCAGGAUGUUAAAGAAUGUGAAACACAAAUCUACAUGUUAACUUUAUUAGGAAAAUUAAUUCAUAAAAUUGAUUUAAUUGCUUAUCCUCAAUUCAUUACUCCAAUUCUAAACACUUUGAAUCAUUUAUGGAGUAUUGGUAAGUUAAAUCAACUAAAACUAUUCAUUAUAUGGUUUACGAUUUAUUUGGACAUCCAAUAUUCUCAACAAAAUUUUACAUCUUUAUCAUCGAGUGCAAUUGGUUUAAUUUUUCUAGCUGCAAAAUAUUGCUUGAUUCGUGCUCCCGAAGAUGCACAUUCUGAUGUUACACCCAAAGCUACAGAACUUCGACUAGAACUUCUCUCUCGAUUAGUAUUAUAUCAUAAUAUGUGGUAA
Schistosoma margrebowiei is the source of this 708-nucleotide messenger RNA. Lineage: Eukaryota; Metazoa; Platyhelminthes; Trematoda; Strigeidida; Schistosomatidae. The record is from the annotation of a GenBank genome assembly.